Aureobasidium pullulans EXF-150 is the source of this 6405-nucleotide messenger RNA. RefSeq lists its product as uncharacterized. Bases 61 to 6222 code for a protein of 2053 amino acids. The record is from RefSeq and is a predicted model, not a curated record. Gene Ontology annotation, molecular function: cysteine-type endopeptidase activity. Gene Ontology annotation, biological process: proteolysis; meiotic chromosome separation. Lineage: Eukaryota; Fungi; Ascomycota; Dothideomycetes; Dothideales; Saccotheciaceae. The transcript has a single exon. Gene Ontology annotation, cellular component: mitotic spindle; cytoplasm; mitotic spindle pole body.
CGCUCGUGCUUUCGAAACACCAUGAUGGCAGACUAACAUGCAGCGACAAUCGUUCCAAGCAUGCCACCUAUGACAAGUCCGGCCGACCUGGUGCGCAAAGCGAUAGCGACUGCAUCGUCAUGCGCUCCAACCACCAGCACCACUCUGCAGGCCCUUCUAGCAUCUGCCCAAGACCCAACUGCGAAGCCUACAAAGACCCCAGCAAAGACAACAACCCGCAGGCCUGCGCCGACAAGGACGACUCGAACUAAGACGACCCCCAAUGCUGCUCCGGAUGCGACCACGACCUUGACGGUGUUGGAGCGCUACAAACUCGCCACAGAAGUCGUCAAUGUCUCGUUGAAAGUCUUGACUGAUGCGACCAAGACAAGCCCAUCCUCUCCCUCGCUGUCGCCGAAGCCUAAGAAGACAGCCUUGUCUGGCCUGACAACCGUCGCUGAGUGCGCCCGUAUCGCUUUUGCCCAUCUUCGCUCUGCUCGAUCUGCCACAGAUGAGUCCCUACAACUGGAGAAGGGCAUGCUUGCCUUGUCCUCGAAGCUCGUCGCUCUUGGGAUGGAUACUUUGGCUAUGAAAGAGUUGCGCAUGCUCAAAGCAUGUCUACACAAAAGGUCUGAAGGAGCCAACCUUCCAUCCACCUCGGAGAAGGAAACCCUAGCAACACUGUUGAGUCUCGAAUGUCGCACUGUCCAUGUAGACGUCAUGUCGUUGGCCAUUUCCUACCACCUGACUGUCUUGCGACUGAUUGCCAACUCCGGUCCACCUGCGACUAUCGAGGCUUCACUGCCUCAUCUGCUGCUCGACAACGACAUCUCUCCAGCCUCGCUGAUAUUGCGUUGUGCAGAGCAGACAAAAGACAGAACCAAGGCUGCAACACAAUUGGAUACUGUGUCAAAACUCAUGUUGUCCAUGUGUCCAUCUCCAUCUGCGUCGGUGGACCAUGAUGCUCAAAGCUUCAAGACAUGCGCCUCUCCACAUACUGUAUUUCAGCUACAGAGCACGGCGCUUCUUAUACAAAAGAAGUGGUGGCCUCUGGCUGGUCACAAGGCAGAUCUAUCUAAAGAACUUCAUGAGCCACUUGUUCGCUUUCUCGAUGCUUACCGAAGGCGUGUUGGCAAUGAGGGCCUUCACGCGUACAACGAGGCUGUCAAUGCUGUGGCCGCGCUUGUCGAUUUGGACCAAAAGAAGGCUUCCGUUACCAACGCGCUUCCGAUUGCUCUGUACAGAUCUCUCAGUGCCCUCGCCGAGUCGUUCGGCAUGCAAGACGAAGCUUUGAGAUAUACCGAGUCCAUGUCCCUGGCAUCAGACAGCACUACAAAUUCUAGCUCAAUGCUACUCUUUAGAAUUCGCUCUUUGGCUCUGGGUCUUCAUCGCGACGCUCAUCUCGAUUCGAUUUCGAUGCGCAAUCAGCUAAAAUUCUGCAGUUCUGCGCUGAAGGACGACAGACCAACUACGUUGUCAAUGGAUGACCUACUAGUGGAGUUGACUAAGCUGCGCAAGAUCACCAUCAAACUAUUGACGCCUGAUCUCGAUCGGCAGACCACGACAGAGAUAGAUCAACAACUAUCUACUUUGUGUGAAAUCGCUUGUCUAUGCACUACCAUCCUUCUCUGGUGCGUCAAAGGUACUGAUAGCAAAGAACGUGCCGAUGUUACUUCAAAACUGGUCAGUCCUUUUGUUAGCUCCAGCAUCUACGCUUGUAAAUCCUUGGUUUCGUCUCAUGAUCAUAUCGAGGUGAUCCUGGAUAAUCUCGAAGUCUGUACACAAUUGAUAGACCUCCAGUCCGAUUCAGAAGCGGAACACCUCGUGGUCAACAUCUCCAAUCUGCUUUGGCGUUGUUUCCAACUCUUGAACACUGCAUCCGAAGAGCCGUCGGUUCUGGCUAUACGAUGCCUCCAAGCAUCGGUGGACGUUCUGCGGAAUCGCAGUCCCGUAUAUCAAGAAGCUGGGUUCUUGGCAGCCAAAUUGGAGAAGUUAGGAAGCGUUUCCAAAUCCUGCUCCACAUUUGUCGAGUCCAUUCGAGUUCAGCUCCAAUCCGGUGUUUUGCGGGAUUUGAAUCAAGAAGCAAACCAGAAGCCGCUGUCAAUCAUCUUACAGACACAUUCAAAGGCACAGUUGUUGAAGCGACAUCUACACGAGUAUCAUACGAUUGCAGCCAAAGACAGCGAAAAUAUCAGUUUCUUCGACGAUGAAUCUAUGGACCGAUUGGAAAGAGCCGCCCUGCUCGAAAUUCAACUAGCACUCUUCGAGGAAGAUUUGUUCAAGCCGUCACAUCGUAGGAGGAUAACCACGGAUCUACAACAAUUAUGCAAUCGAAUCUUGGAGAUAUAUGAUGCAAACGCCUACCCACUUCGGCAAGCUCGUGUGUGCGCCCGUGUACUCCGAUACUCAAAUGAAUUCCCAGGCCUGAUUGGCGAGAAAACCAAGGAGAUCGCAAUGACCAGUCAGAUUGUGGAUGGUUCCUUGGGUCAAGAUCAUGGUUUAGAACCAUAUGCGGUCUAUCUGAGGACGUCUCUGUCAUUGACACAAGCUUUCCAGGCUAGAGAAGCUUCUGUUGAAGACAUUGCAAAAUGGACAAAAGCGCUAACACUCUUGUCAGAAUCAACCACAGAUUGGAAGUCAAUUGUGGCCAGAGUCGAUGAUGUUGAUAUCUUAGUAUCAGAGUUACAAUUCGCGGCUUCUUUUCUGGCCAUGAAAGGCAAAGACGGUUCCUGUCUUGAAGCACUUCAAGCACUUUCUCACAUACAUCAUUUACGGCCCACUCCCGAGCGGUCAUCUAUUCUGCAUACCUCAUCUCAGCUUGCUCUGCAGUACUUGCGACUUGGCUACUCGACUGAAGCAUGUCGGAUUAUCGACAGCGAAGAGUCUUUGUCAAGCGUACCGGAUGUUCCGGUCUUAGCAAGACUCGAAUGGCAUCUUGCAAAAACAGAGACAUUGACGGCUCUUGGACGAAUCGGUCCAGCAACAAAGUCCAUGAUAUCUGCUACCGAGUGUAUGCGUUCAUUUCCUGCUGUAGACCAUACUACCAAGCUACAUGCUCAAGUACUCCGAGCGCAAUUUGCCUUUGUCUGUUCUUUGUACUCCAGAAGCAUAGGUCAAGUAAAACAGGCUAUGGUCCACGCAAAGCGCUACGUCUCAGCGUGCCAGGGAACUCUGUCGUUCUUGGAGGCCCAGUAUGCUCCUCAAGCUGAGCGUUCUGCAUCUCUCACGGUCACAUUCCAAGAAGAACUUGUCACGGCGGUUGAUAAACUCGCCAUCUCGGACACUGGAUCCGAGACUACAUCAGAAACAGUCCCCACUACUCGACAAGGCGCCGGGUUCUCGCUGAUUAUACCUCAUCUAUUGAGCAGCUUUCUGCAUCUUUCAGACAUGUAUGCUCACCAGGGUCUGCGCCCCGAAGCCAUGUACUACUUAGACCAAGCGGACAAUCUGCUCUCCAGAGUGGGUGUGCCUGAGCUGCGCACUAGAGUGUUGGUACAAAGGCAAGCUCAAGCAUACAUCGAAGGCAUUGAGUCUGACAAUCUCAUUGACGAGGAUGAGUUUGUUGAUUCUAUUGACCUAGUGAAGUUGGGGAUUACCCGGGGUAACAUCUAUGCAAUUGAUGAAGAGACCUGGGAAGCUGCUCAGCAGGAGUAUGAAAAAGCCGGAUCAAUGGCGUCUCGACUGGCGUCCAAGAGCUUUGUUGACAAGCUUGAGCCGGCCAAAUCACAAUCGGACAAGGCUCCAGUCACCAAUACCACCGCUCCCCGGAUUACCAAACGUGCUGCAACCAAAGGUCCCGCGGUCAAGGCUUCUCUGAUCAAAGCGGUCAAGCCAACAAGCACGAAAUUCAAAGCUACCGCUCAUGCUGCCGUAUCUAACCAGGACAAUGUACCUUUGUCAAGCCUUUGCGCUGCAGCACUAAGGCAGCGUGGCCUCCUUUUACUCAAUCAGGGUGAGACUGAUCUUGGUCUUGAGCUACUGAAACGGGCCGACUCAAUGAAGUACGACUCAACGCAAGAGGUCCUACAACAGUUGGCAAUGGCAGAGGGACUGCUUCGCAAAUUUGGGGAUGAGCUAGCGCUAGACUUCACCUUCAACGUCUUGCCUGAGUCAACUAUCUCCUUGCCUGCGUUAUCAACUAGCACUGGUAAGAAGAUAUCGACGCAAGUCUCGCUUCCUUCGAGCUCUUUGUCUCCCUCGACUACUACUACCCCAAAGAAAGUUAACCGCCAAAAACGCGCCGACGACGAGUUCGCACAAUUCCUUUGCGAAGCACAGGAACGUCUUGUCGCUAUUCAACGUCGAUCCGCAACCACAGCUGGCAUGUCAGUUUUUCAUCAGUUGUGUGGACUUGGUUCAAAGGCCAUGCUCCUCCUUUCUGCUAUCAAUGCAAGUUUGUCUUUGUCUGGGGCUUUGCAUCCUACGCGUGCCGCUUGCUCUAUCGAGAUGUCUCGUAUCGAAGCAGCUUCCCGAGAAAUGUGUACAGUCGAGGCUGAGAAAGACUUUACCAACCAUGAUCUUGCCAUCCAAUAUGCGGCGCAAGAUCUCAACGGCCAUCUGUCUGCAGCAAGAUUCCAGAGAGAAUACGUUGAUAUCAUCCCCAGCAGUUGGACCGCUGUAUCUUUGACGUUGAGCGAAGACCACAAUGAGCUGUAUAUCGUGCGAUACCGAGCAAAUCAGGCACCUUUCUUGUUACGCCUACCGAUGACGCGGAACAAGAUGCAAGAUAUCGAAGGCGAUGAGGAGUCUCCAACCUUUGACUUUGAGUCUGGUAAGGCUGAGCUGCAAGAGAUCAUCGAGCUCUCGAAUUACACAUGCAGCAAGCCACCCAGUGCUAUGACACCAGAAGCAAAGCAUAGCUGGUGGGAAGAGAGAGAAGCACUUGACCUCCGCAUGCAGGAACUGAUAAUCAACAUCGAGAGUAUCUGGCUUGGUGGCUUCAAGGGUGUGCUAUCUCAGCAUCGUAAAGACUCGGCCCUACUGGCUCGGUUCAGAAAGUCGCUAGAUGGAAUUUUGGACCGACAUUUGCCUUCGAGACAAGGGACUAAAAGCAAAGCGAAAAAGCUUGUGCUGGAUGCCAACAUCGUCGAGCUGUUCGUUGGUCUUGGUGAUGAUCAUGAUGGCGAAGUCGACAUGGACGAACAAGUGCUGGACCUUCUCUACUUUGUCAUCGACAUCCUUCAAUUCAAUGGCGAACGAAAUGCCUACGAUGAAGUUGAUUUCGAUGUCAUGGCUACCGAGACCAUGGAUGCUUUGAGAUCUUAUCACGAAGCAGCCAACUUCAAUGAAGCCGAUCAAAACCACUUGAUCCUCAUCUUGGACCGGAGGCUACAUGCCUUCCCUUGGGAAAGUAUGCCUUGCCUGCAAAACGUCAGUGUAAGCAGAGUUGGAAGUAUGCUCACUCUACGGGAGCGCAUUCUUGCUAUGCGUCGUCAAAUGAAGGACAACACUUUGGAGAGGUACUUUGUUAACAAGCAAUCUGGAGCAUCCAUCCUCAAUCCUUCUGGAGAUCUGUCUAGAACACAGACCACCAUGGCACCACUACUUGAUUCCUUGACGAAGGCCUCUGGUUCAGCCUGGCAGUCUAUCAACAAUCGCGCACCAACAGAGAAGGAAUUCGCAACCGCUCUGUCGGAGAAAAAUAUGAUGCUCUACUUUGGUCACGGCAGCGGGAGUCAAUAUAUCUGCAAACGCACAAUCAAGAAACUCGACAAGUGUGCAGAGGUAGUUUGGUUGAUGGGCUGUUCGAGCGGCAGCGUGACCGAGUACGGCGACUUCGAACCCACAAGCGUACCACUUAGCUAUCUCAUCGCUGGCAAGCGACUCGAAGACAUCAACACAGACGAUGAAGCCAAGCCCCACCGUAACGACAACAGAGAAGGUCUCUGCAUGGCCGUCGUCGCCACACUCUGGGACGUCACAGACAAAGAUAUCGAUCGCUUCUCCGUAAAGCUAGGCGAACAAUGGGGUCUUUGGUCCUCUGCGCCUGCUGUCUCGUCCAGAGAACUCGCACCGCCAAAGACGCCUCGCAAGAGAGGAAGAUCUGUGCCCAAGACACCUUCGAAAACGCCAUCGCGCACACCCGGUGGUAGAAGCAGAAGUCGUCUGGUUAUGAGAGAUGAAGAGGGGGAUAGGAAGAACAGUCUUGCGGGGGCCGUCAUGUUGAGUCGAGAUGCGUGUACUUUGAGAUAUCUGAAUGGUGCGGCAACGGUUGUUUAUGGUGUUCCGGUUUACUUGGGUUAGAUUUGCAUUGGAGGGCGUUUGCGCUGGGAUGAUUGGCUUCGCAAUGGGGACUGCAUACCAGUUGUUUAAUCAUCGUUCACGCAUUGUGAAUCACUACGAAAUUUCGACCGAACCACUGUUUUUUAUGGUAGAUGUCGCAAAUAUCGAAGUACCUCAGUUGUCACAUCAUGGACUUGCACUGGC